CUCCUCCUUCUCACCCUACUUUGCCGGGGGCACCCGGUGCCCAGCGAGUCCCUUUCCCAAACCUCCUGGGAGAAGGGGCGUGGGAGGAGGGGAAGAAAGUUACAAGGAGCUGCAAAGGGGGUGGUGUGGUAGGAAGAGGAGAAAUAAAGACACCAGACAGAGGGACACACACACACACACACACACAUGCCAACAGAGACUGAGACAGAGAGACACAGAGACAGAGACUAACUCACUGAGUCAGAAAUACAAGAGAGGCACAAAGACAGAAGAGAAAUAAACAGAAAAUUGGACACCAGAGAGACACAGGAAGGACAGACUGAAAGGGAGACAGAGGGGAGAGAGAAGCCAGGGCAGAGCGUGCCAGCUGGCGGGAUGGAGGGUCGCCUGGCCUGGGGGAGCUCAGUUGUUCGGACGGGAGUCACCCAGCUGAAGGCCGGCAGCUUCCAGAGGGUCCCCACGCUACACCUACUCCUCUUCACGUCCAACUCCUUCUCCGUGAUCGAGGACGACGCCUUUGCUGGCCUGUCCCACCUGCAGUACCUCUUCAUCGAGGACAAUGAGAUCGGCUCCAUCUCUAAGAAUGCUCUCAGAGGACUUCGCUCACUCACCCACCUGAGCCUGGCCAAUAACCAUCUUGAGACCCUCCCCAGAUUCCUGUUCCGAGGCCUGGAGACCCUGACUCAUGUGGACCUCCGCGGGAACCCGUUCCAGUGUGACUGCCGUGUCCUCUGGCUGCUGCAGUGGAUGCCCACCGUGAACGCCAGCGUGGGGACCGGGGCCUGUGCUGGCCCUGCUGCCCUGGCCCACAUGCAGCUCCGCCACCUCGACCCCAAGAUGUUCAAGUGCAGAGCCAUAGAGCUGUCCUGGUUCCAGACGGUUGGGGAGUCAGCUCUGGGCGUGGAGACUUUCUCCUACCAAGGAGAGCCUCACAUCAUCCUGGCUCAGCCCUUUGCAGGCCGCUGCCUGAUCCUCGCCUGGGACUACAGCCUGCAGCGUUUCCGGCCUGAGGAAGAGCUGUCAGCGCCCUCAGUGGUGUCCUGCAAGCCGCUGGUGCUGGGUCUGCGCUUCUUUGUGCUGGCUGCUCGCCUGUGGGGAGGUUCCCAGCUGUGGGCCCGGCCCAGCCCGGACCUGCGUCUGGCCCCGAUGCAGGCUCUGGCCCCGCAGCGACUGCUGCGGCCCAAUGACGCCGAGCUCCUGUGGCUGGAUGGGCAGCCCUGCUUCGUGGUGGCUGAUGCCUCCAAGGCAGGCAGCACCACACUGCUGUGCCGUGACGGGCCAGGCUUUUACCCGCGCCAGAGCCUGCACCCCUGGCACCGGGACACGGAUGCCGAGGCGCUCGAGUUGGACGGCCGGCCCCAUCUGCUGCUGGCCUCCGCCUCACAGCGGCCGGUGCUCUUCCACUGGUUUGGGGGCCGCUUCGAGAGGCGCACAGACAUCCCCGAGGCUGAGGAUGUCUAUGCCACACGCCACUUCCAGGCUGGUGGGGAUGUGUUCCUGUGCCUGACACGCUACAUCGGGGACUCCAUGGUCAUGCGCUGGGAUGGCUCCAUGUUCCGGCCGCUGCAGCAACUUCCCUCGCGGGGUGCCCACGUCUUUCAGCCACUGCUUAUUGCCAAGGACCAGCUGGCUAUCCUGGGCAGCGACUUUGCAUUCAGCCAGGUCUUCCAUCUUGAGCCUGACAAGGGGCUCCUGGAGCCACUGCAGGAGCUGGGGCCCCCAGCCCUGGUGGCCCCCCGUGCCUUCGCUCACAUCACCAUGGCGGGCAGACACUUCCUCUUUGCAGCUUGCUUCAAGGGCCCCACACAGAUCUACCAGCAUCAUGAGUUAGACCUAAGUGCCUGAGACGACCGUGGACACAGCUGCUGUGUGGAGUCCUAGUCUUCUGGACAUCCCCCUGUCUGGACUCCUGGCCGUACUUGGGUGAAGUCUGCUCCUGGGAGAUACUGACCACAGGCCAAGUUUAAGGCAAGAGCUGCACUUUCAGUCUUAAGCAACAUCUUUGCUGGGGGGCAGAUACCUGCCCACCAAGGGUGACUUAGGGGCUCAGGCUAGGGCACUAAAGGGAGCCGGAAUACAGAAGUCAUAGUGGGGGCAAUGUGCAGAGCUCCAUGAGGUCUGGAAGCACCCCUCUCAACCCAGUCCCACCCCUCCUGCUCCCUGUGAAGUACAGAAGAGACAGCUUCCUUCUUCCCUCUAAACUCAAUUCCACCAAUCGCUUUUUGUACCCUCCUCCAUGACGUCACCAGUCGCUGGGCGGUGUGCCCUGCAGGGCUUACUAACUUCCUUUGCUGCUUGGACUAGUGCCUGUUGCCAAGGGGGAAGCCUAGCGUGCCAUCCGUUUUGCGCGUGCGCGGGGGAAGGA
This is a messenger RNA of Manis pentadactyla (Chinese pangolin), 2365 nucleotides long. RefSeq names its product leucine rich repeat LGI family member 4 (gene LGI4). The record is from RefSeq and is a predicted model, not a curated record. Gene Ontology annotation, molecular function: protein binding. The transcript is spliced from 9 exons. NCBI's taxonomy places the organism in Eukaryota, Metazoa, Chordata, Mammalia, Pholidota, Manidae. Gene Ontology annotation, biological process: neuron maturation; myelination in peripheral nervous system. Bases 376 to 1845 code for a protein of 489 amino acids.